Molecule: messenger RNA, 2792 nt
Organism: Lycium ferocissimum
Lineage: Eukaryota; Viridiplantae; Streptophyta; Magnoliopsida; Solanales; Solanaceae
Product: putative late blight resistance protein homolog R1A-10
Exons: 2
Coding region: 353-2641 (762 amino acids)
Biological process (GO): defense response to other organism
Molecular function (GO): ADP binding
Source: RefSeq, a predicted model, not a curated record
UAAUGUCCAACUUCGCUUGGCGAAGAGGAAGAGCCAGAUUCAAGUGGUCUAUAAGAGAUACUGUUUGGUGUUGCUGGUUGUGAUUUAUGGUGGUUGUGAUGAUACGAGAUUUAUUUGAUGUUGCUGCUAGUAGCACGCUGCCGAAUCUGUAAGUGGAACUGUAGCUCCGCCCCUGGUCAUUCUAUUGUUUAAAUCUUAGUGAGCAUUUUUUACUUACUUUAUUUAUUUUUGCUGAGUAUUGGGUGACUUAUGUGCUUUUUGAGCAUCAGCACAAAAGAAAGCUAUAUUCUUCACUUUCCUAUUGGUAUUUUCCCAUUUCGUUCCUUCUACUUUCCAAGCAAAAGUUUCCCUAAUGGGCUUCACCAAACUAAAGAGCCAAAGUGGAGCCCAUGAGUCUUUCUUCAAUUAUUCCUCCCUCCAACUUUCUUGUUUACUGAUUGAAAACAUAAAAAAAAAAAUUAUUCCUCCCUCCAUUAGAAAGACCAUCAAGUUCAUUAAAGUAAAGGAAGCGAUGGUCGGCUUUGAGAGAGAGACUGAAAUGCUGAUAGAGCAACUUGUGAUAGGGCCUCGGGAAUUAGAUGUGAUCUCAAUAUUUGGAAUGCCGGGACAAGGAAAAACUACUUUGGCUAAGAAAUUGUAUGAUCAUGAAGCCAUUUCCAAUCGCUUCGACAUUCGCUUGUGGUGUCGUUCUUCCCAAUCGUAUGAUAAGAGAGCUCUCUUGUUUGAAUUACUGUGUCGUACUCGUGAGAUUGAUGAUAGUACCAAAAUAAUGAGUAAUGAUGAACUAGCUGAGAAGUUAUACAGAAGUUUGAAGGGAAAGAGGUACCUCAUUGUUGUGGAUGAUGUGUGGAGUCCCGAGGCAUGGGAUGAUAUAAAGAGACCUUUUCCAGAUGAUGAUAGAGGAAGUAGGAUCAUUUUGACAACCAGGCUUGAAUCGAUGGCCACAUAUGCCAUGAUCUCUUUGGGUCCUCAUCACCUUCGUUUGUUCACAGAAGAAGAAAGUUGGAUGCUAAUGAAGGAGAUGGUAUUCAAAAAAGACAAUUAUUGUCCUCAAGAACUCGAGGAGAUUGGUAAGAAAAUAGCUAGAAAGUGUGGAGGAUUACCCCUUGCAAUUGUAUUGGUGGCCGGUCUUCUUGCAAAACAUGAUAAGGAAGAACUUUACUGGAAAGAAAUAGGUGAAAGUUUGAAGUCAAAAAUGCAAGGUUGCAUGGAUAUAAUUGAAUCGAGUUACCAACACUUGCCCGUUCAUUUGCAAAAAUGCUUUCUCUAUUUUGCUUCAUUUUUAGAGGACCAGAAAGUUCCUGUUAAAAAACUGAUACGACUAUGGAUCGCGGAAAAUUUUGUGGAAGCUAGUACUACAUCGAAGAGCUUAGAGUUGGUUGCAAUGGAUUACUUGAUGGAUUUAAUAAGGAGCAACCUAGUGAUGAUGGCUAAAGUAAAUUCCUUAGGGGAGCUCAAAGCCGUCCAUAUUCAUGAUUUAGUACAUGAAUUUAGCUUGGUAAAAGCUAAAUAUGGCAACUUUUUACUGAGGAUAAAUGAUCAGCUUGUGACUAUAUUUCCAUCUUCAAAAGUUAGUUCUAGACAUAUGAAUAUCGUUGCACCAGCUUCUGAAGUUAGUUUUGGGCGAACUAUCACCACCUUACGAUUCAUUCCCAGUGUAUAUUCUCCUUUGGUCGAUUUAGAUUUGACUAGAUCCUGGAAACACCUGAGAGUGUUAGAUUUGAGUUCCGUAAAGCUGAGUAAGGCACUUGUAUAUGCAUUACAAUAUCUGAUUCAUUUGAAGUAUUUGGAGCUGCAGUAUUCUGAUUACAUUCCGUAUCCAAUAUGCAACCUAAAGGAGCUAGAGACAUUUAUAGUGACCGGAAUCUAUCAUAAAACCUGCAUUCCAAAUUCCAUUUGGGAUAUGACAAGCUUGAGACAUCUGCAUAUAACUUGUCUACAUAUAUGUCAACUUUUUGAGGAUCUUGACAACUUGAAAACGUGUUCCGAUCUGGUUAUUAAUCAUGGGGUUAAUCACCAGAAAUUUAUGAAAAGAUUACCCAAUCUUGAAAAACUCAGUUGUCGAUUAUAUGGUUCAGGAACCGCUUUUAGCAAAUUCUUUCCUGCUUUUGACUCUCUCAGUCAACUCAAUUCGCUCAAGAUUGGUGUCUCUGGGGCAGCGGUAGAUCCAUGCGGUUUUGAAGACUUUACAUACCCAUCAAACCUUAAGAAGUUAACUCUGGUAUAUCUUGAGCUACCUUGGAGUAAAAUUUUAAACAUUGGCAGAUUAUCCAACCUUGAAGUUCUGAAAUUAGAGAAUCAUGCCUUCACAGGGGGACAAUGGGACGUUAAGGACGGGGAGUUUCCUAACCUUAAAGUUUUGAAAUUAAAGAAUCUAGAUAUGUCAAAAUGGACUGCCACUGAUGACUCAUAUCCAAGUCUCCAGCAAGUAGUGGUGCAAGGGUGUUGGGAAUUGAAGGAAAUUCCUGAAAGUUUUGGGAGCAAGUUCACAAUGCAACUGAUUGAGAUAAGAUCAUGUCGCAACUCUGUUGUAAAGGCUGCCCUCAAAAUUAAGGAAACACAAAUCGAGGAGAUGGGGAAUUUUGAAUUCAAGGUCAUUAUUUUUAAGUGGAAGUCAAGUCGUCUUCAGAGGGUUGUUUAGUUAGGUUUCUUUGUCUUGUAGUUUCUGAAUUAAAAUGGAAUGCUGUACAUGAUGUAUGCAAGGCCCUAAUGUUGCAAUAAAAGAGUUCUCCUUAUCAGACAACCUCUUCAAGGCCAGAUAUAGUGGCACGGAGCAGUGGACUUUUCUCUUU